UCCAUGGCUUCCAGUAUGACAGAGGGUUCAGCAGGACAACAAGAACAACCUGCCCCAAGAUUGCAGAUUUACUCCACCUCUGAUACAGUCUCUCCCUUCUGGAGAGAGAAGUAUGAAAGAGAAGCUAAGAAGUACUGGGAUGUCUUUUAUAAGCGACAUCAAGAUAGGUUUUUCAAAGAUCGGCACUACUUGGAUAAGGAAUGGGGCCAAUACUUCUCUGGAGCUGGGCAGAAAUUUAUUUUAGAGGUUGGCUGUGGAGCUGGAAACACUAUCUUUCCACUGGUUGCGACAUACACAGAUGUUUUUGUCCAUGCUUGUGAUUUUUCACCAAAUGCUGUGAACUUGGUUAAGAAACAUAAAGACUUUACAGAAUCCCGAGUUAACGCAUUCGUCUGUGAUUUGACUAUUGACGAUCUGAGCCAGCAGAUAUCUCCAUCUUCAGUAGAUAUUGUAACCAUGAUUUUUGUGUUAUCUGCAGUAUCUCCUGAGAAGAUGUCUCUCGUAGUGCAGAAUAUAAGAAAAAUUCUCAAGCCAAGUGGUCGUGUGCUAUUUCGCGAUUAUGCUACUGGUGACCUCGCUCAGGAAAGAUUAAACUGCAAGGACCAAAAGAUUAGUGAAAACUUUUAUGCCAGAGGCGAUGGCACUAGGGCUUUCUACUUCUCUAAUGAGUUCUUGACAAGCUUAUUCAAAGAAAAUGGUUUUGAUGUUGAGGAACUUGAUUUGUGCUGCAAACAAGUUGAGAACCGGUCGCGGGAGUUGGUGAUGAAUAGACGGUGGGUUCAAGCUGUAUUCUGCCUUUCAGAUAAUACUAACUCUAAUACCAACUCAGAAACUGCAAUCAGGAUAGACCAUCCUAGUGGUCAAGGGAUUGAAGGGAAAAUGGAGCUGGAUGUCAACGAUAACAUCUUGCCAAAACCUGUAAAUGAUUUGGAGGUUGACAUGUCCGACAGUGUAGUGGCAGAAAUGUUUGGUCUUCCAACUUCCACUGAUAGUGAUAAUGAAGUGAUUGAACUCAAGCUGGGAGGUUGGACUUUCAAAAUCAAAGUGCUAUCGAAAGAGAACCAACACACCUGCAAAUCAACUGGUUUAAUGUUAUGGGAAUCAGCUCGGUUUAUGGCUCCUGUUAUAGCAAGAAAUCCAACUAUUGUUGCUGGAAAACGGGUGUUGGAGUUGGGAUCUGGCUGUGCAGGCAUUUGUUCUAUGAUUGCUGCUAGAUCUGCGGAACUUGUAUUGGCCACUGAUGGAGACACCAAAGCACUCGACCUUCUGGUGGAAAAUGUCAUGUCAAAUCUUAGACCGCCAAUUUCAGACAAAUUUACUACAAGAAUAUUAGAAUGGGGAAAUAAAGACCAUAUAGAAGCCAUCAAGCAAGUUAACAGUGGAGGAUUUGAUAUCAUAUUAGGUACAGAUGUCACUUACAUACCUGAUGCUAUUUUGCCCUUCUUUCAAACUGCAAAGGAGUUGAUUUCAUCUAAUGAUCAAGCAGCCCUAAUCCUCUGUCAUAUUUUUCGUCGGGUAGAUGAGCCUUCAAUACUUUCAGCAGCUUCUCGAUUUGGUUUUAAGCUAGUUGAUAAGUGGCCUGUAGAAACUCCUAUUACUCCAUCACAAAGUAUCAUCAAUUCUUGGUUCCCUGAAAACGGCUCUGUGGAAGUAUCAAGGGGGCCAUUACAUAUUUUGUACUUCCAGAAGGAGUGAAAUUCUGGGAUUCAUUGAUCUCGUUCUUUCUUCUGCUAGGACAGAAGUAUAUCAAAAAAAAGGUUAUGAGUACCUCAUACAAUGUAUUUGUCUGUAAUGUUAAUCCUUGUUGUACCAUCAACUUGUAGUCAUUUUGCUUGAAUGUAAGACACGAAAUUGGAUCUUCCCCCGAAUUUAUCAAGUUUUGAGAGUAAUUAAAUCUUGUUGUACC
This is a messenger RNA of Fragaria vesca subsp. vesca, 1906 nucleotides long. RefSeq lists its product as uncharacterized. The transcript has 12 exons. The record is from RefSeq and is a predicted model, not a curated record. Lineage: Eukaryota; Viridiplantae; Streptophyta; Magnoliopsida; Rosales; Rosaceae. Bases 4 to 1695 code for a protein of 563 amino acids.